CCUUUCUUAAAAAAAUGGCCGAUUCGUUGCGCAUGCGCACUAAGCCACAGUUUGAAGACUCUUCCAUCAAAUAUUUGUUUCAGAAAGGAGGAUUGAACAAACUAAAACCUCGACACACAACCUGCAUCAUCGACCAAAAGAAUCAUUUUAAAUGUCGUGUCCGGGCGUUGAAGCUUCUAUGAUUAAUUUAGCAUAACUUGCUCGCGGCUAACAAAGGGACGUGUUUGACAGCAACACAUCGACAAAAUGCAAAGUGUUCUGAUUGUCGCUUGAAAAUGUGCGCAAGAAAGACAGCAGAGUGCGACGAGGACCUUUGUGGACCUUCGCGUUUCAAAUUGGAGCCUCGAACUGUGCUGUUCAGUGCAGUCCUCAAUGAAGAUCUUACUGAGCAUCAAAUUAAAAAAGAGGAGGAGUCAGAGUGUUCUCAAAUGAAAGAGGAGGAGCCAGAGUAUGUCCAAAUGAAAGCAGAAGAGGGGAAGUCAAAACAUCCUCACAUUAAAGAAGAGGAGCAGGAGGACGAAAUCACAAAGUUCCUUUUGACUGGUGUGAAGAAUGAAGCGGGUGACUGCGGAGGAACACAAACACACAACCUCUUCGCUCCACUUUCCGAAGGAGACAACAUCACAUCUUCUGACACUGAUAAUCGUGAUGAUAACGAUGACGAACACCCCAAAGGUGAUACGACGCGUCGCACGGAAAACAAACAAUUGAAAUGUUCCCAGUGUGACAAAACGUUUGUCUACAAGUCGUCCUUGAAAAGACACACAAGAAUACACACGGGGGAAUCUUUUGCCUGCUCACUUUGUGGGAGAAGAUUCAUUCAAAGAAGCACUUUAAUAGCUCACACGAGAAGACACACUGGAGAAAAACCUUUUGCCUGUUCCAUUUGCGGGAAAAGCUAUUCUCUAAAGCAAAGCUUAAUAUGUCACACUAGAACACACACUGGGUUAAAACCUUUUGUCUGCUCCGAUUGCGGUAAAGAAUUUUCGACAAAGGGAGAAUUAACAGUUCACACAAGAACGCACACUGGAGAAAAACCAUUUGCCUGUUCAGUUUGUAGUAAAACAUUUUCGCUAAAGGAAAGCUUAAUAAUACAUACAAGAACACACACUGGGGAAAAACCUUUUGCCUGCUCAGUUUGCGGGAAAAGUUACGCUAGAAAAGGGCGAUUAAGCAAUCACUUAAAAACACACACUGGGGAAAAACCGUUUGCCUGCUCGGAUUGCGGCAAAAGAUUCUCUUCAAAGGCAUAUUUGACAAGACACACAAGAAGACACAAUGCGGAAAAAUCUUUUGUCUGCUCAGAAUGCGGUAAAAGAUUUUCUAGAAAUGCAGAUUUACGGGUUCACGCAAGAACGCACACAGGGGAGAAGCCUUUUACUUGCUCCGUUUGUGAGAAAACGUUUUCUCUAAAGGAAAGCUUAAUCAGACACACAAGAACACACACUGGGGAAAAACCUUUUGCCUGCUCAAUAUGUGGUAAAGGGUUUAGGAUGAAGAUCGAAUUACAAAUACACACGAGAACACACACUGGGGAAAAACCGUUUGAAUGUUCAUUUUGUGGGAGACGAUUCAGACAAAAGGGACAUUUGAAAGCACACAGGAGAAGACAUACUGGAGAAAAACCUUUUGGCUGCUCACUAUGUGAACGAGGGUUCACGCUAAAGAAACUUUUAAAAGCACACACAUGCGCACUGGCGAAAAACCCUUUGCCUGGGCAGAUUGUGUCGCAAAAUUCUCUCGAGGGAAAAAAAUAAUUUUAAUCUGAUGUUUUUUCUUUGUGUGUGAUGUUCUUAAUAUGCCUUGAGCGUUGAAUUGUGGCAUUCUCAUUCUAUUUAAUGUCAAAUGUUUCAUGAUGAAUAAAUAAAAGUGUAAUUAAAAAUAAAAA
Molecule: messenger RNA, 1888 nt
Organism: Syngnathus typhle (broad-nosed pipefish)
Lineage: Eukaryota; Metazoa; Chordata; Actinopteri; Syngnathiformes; Syngnathidae
Product: zinc finger protein OZF-like
Exons: 2
Coding region: 276-1757 (493 amino acids)
Biological process (GO): regulation of transcription by RNA polymerase II
Cellular component (GO): nucleus
Molecular function (GO): RNA polymerase II cis-regulatory region sequence-specific DNA binding; DNA-binding transcription activator activity, RNA polymerase II-specific
Source: RefSeq, a predicted model, not a curated record